GGCACGUACCAGCAAGCACCAACCACACCACCCAGAAUAUAAUUUUGCACGGUUGGACGUUGAUCACUAUGCGCUAACUAACUAAUCAUAUGCUAACACUAAUUCAUUAGAGCUAGGAUGCCUGUAAUUGCAUGUCUAUCAAACAAAUUUGAGAGAGAACAAUAUGAUGAUGAGCUAGUAUUAACCCUUAAUAUUGAAAGCAGUAGAGAUUCAAACACUAGAUCACUUGAUCAAACCAGCUCUGACACCAUAUUAUAAACCAGUAAACAUCCAUAUAUCAUAAUGAAAACUUACUAAUGAAGUCGUCAUUAACAAGUCAAAUAAAUUAAAUAAAACGAAUCAAAUCAAAAUUAUUAUCGCACUAUUUUAUUUGUUUCCUCUAUUUAAGACUGAUGACGUCUUUGGCUUUCAUCCCAAUUUGAAAGUUAGGAUAUUCUUGUCAAACAAAAAAAAAAAAAGGAAAAUUGAAGUUAUUGGGCUGUCAUUUGUUUUCAGUCCAUAUGCGGUGCAUAUUGUCAACAAAGCCCAAUCAAUUAAAAAGUCCAGCUCAAUACUUUGUGUGGGCUUUUGUUUCGACCCGAGCCUAAAACCCUACUAGACGAAUGCCUUCCUAAAACCUCCGAGAAAGGAAGUGAGCAGGGCUCCUCCCCCAAAUUCUCCGGCAACAAUGGCGAACCUUCUUUCCGAAACAACCAAACGGGUCUUCACACCGGAAACACUCCGCUCUGCCGCGAAACAAUCGGAGGGAUGCCUCGUCGUUUCCGUUCGCCUCCGCCGUGCAAUCAAAAGGUUCCUCAAGGAGCUGGAGGAGCCGCACAUGAAGAAGAAAGUGCUGAGGCUGUCUCAAUCCUUCAACCAAAUCAAGGACGCUAACUCAAUGCUUUCGGCCAACACUUCCAAGGAGCUAGUCGAGGAUCCCUUCAAGUCGAUGGAGAGCUCCCAGCGGUGGAAAAUCAGGAGCGCUUAUGGAGAUAUUGGGCUCACGUACUCGGACAGUGAGACCGUCGCUUAUGUAGCUUCUCGAAUGCCCGCCGUUUUCUCUGCCUGCUACCGCGUUCUCAACGAGGUAGGGAAAAGGUUGCCGGAUUUUUCUCCGGCGAAGGUGUUGGAUUUCGGUGCCGGGACUGGUUCAGCUUUCUGGGCUAUGAAAGAAGUGUGGCCAAAGUCGAUCAAGAAGGUAAAUUUAGUGGAACCAUCUCAAUCAAUGCAGCGUGCAGGGCGAAGCCUUAUACAAGGAUUGAAGGAUUUGCCAAUUAUUUAUGGCUACGAUAGCAUUCAGGCGUUAAGUAAAAAUCUCAAGAAGACCGAGAGAGAACAUGACCUCGUGAUUGCUUCAUAUGUGCUUGGUGAGAUACCAUCGAUGAAGGAUCGAAUUACUAUAGUGCGUCAACUUUGGGAUCUUACCCGAGAUAUCUUGGUUUUAAUUGAACCAGGCACACCACAUGGAUCUAACAUCAUAUCUCAGAUGCGAUCUCACAUACUAUGGAUGGAGAAAAGGAAACUCCGCAAAUCUCAAAAGAAAAGAAGUGAGACUUGCACCGACUUGGUGCCCAUAAAAAGUGGUGUUUUCAUAGUGGCCCCUUGUUCCCAUGAAGGACAAUGCCCUUUGGUUAAAUCUGGAAAAUACUGUCAUUUUGUUCAGCGCCUGCAAAGAACAACAUCACAGCGGGCAUACAAGAGUUCAAAGGGUGGUGGACCGUUACGUGGUUUCGAGGAUGAGAAGUUUUCUUUUGUUGUUUUUAGACGAGGACAGAGACCUCGGGAAACUUGGCCCCUUUCUGGUGUAAAAUUAGAAACUCUGAAAGAGCAGAGAGCAAACAGAAGUCCAGCAGAAGUUGUGGAAAUUGAAGAUGAUGAAUAUGCGGAGCAAAAUGAAUAUGAAGAAGAGGAUGACGAUGGGGAAAACGAAGAAGCAGACCGCAGUAACUAUGACUCUGAUUUCAUUGAAAUUGACAACAUUGAAGAUGAUAAUGAAGAAGGGGAGGAAGAAGAAAAGAUGUUAAAAAUAGAACCAGCAGAAACAAGUGAGGCAGACCUUGGGGGAGGUUGGGGAAGGAUUAUAUUCUCGCCUGUUCGAAGAGGUAAGCAUGUUACUUUGGAUGUUUGCAGAUCAGUGAACGAGGAAAGCACAGAGGGUUCAUAUGAACGCAUAGUCGUGACCAAGAGCAAGAACCCGACAUUGCAUCACCAAGGCCGCAAAUCUCUAUGGGGUGAUCUCUGGCCCUUCUGAGAAAUGGCUCCAAUCACAGUUAACUAUUAUCUAUCUAAAGCUCUGUACCAAGAAAGAAUGUAUGUAUCAUAAUUUCGAGAUGGCCUUUGUCUUUUAUUACAUCCGAGUAUGUCAGUAAGAACUACGUUUGUAUUAACAUUCUAUUGAUUAUAAAUGAAAGAUUGGAUCAUUAGACCCAUUAGACCUCUACAAAACUACAAUAGCAGAUAAAUCUAAGGAACCAUUUUCAUUUGGUAGGUUAAAAAUAAUCUCGAACGAUGAUAACAUGACCAAGUCAAUCAGGAUAUGAAAUUCGAACAACAUUCACUAAAAUUCUUGGAUCUUCAUCUUAUCAAUUUCAUUAUUUUUGAAGGUGAAAAUCAGUUCAAUAUCUCAUUUUGAAAAUGAAAUGUCUAUUCAAAUGAAGUGCACAAUGAUUUGUUUCCAUCACAAAUUCGACAAUUUGACAUUCUAUGAAAAUUCAUGUAGCUGGUCCCGGUUAUUUGAUGAACAAUUACAGAUAAUGAUGGACUUACGGUGGACCAAAGCUUCCACCAGCACUAGCAGCAGUAAGUAGACAAACAAAAAAAAUCUGGUUUUGAGAAAACAAAACUAAUUGGAAAUGAUGGAUGUGACGAAUCCUGGACCUUAUGUCGUGAACAUAAGAAGUUCAUUCAUGGCUUUUUUCCUCCUAAGGACAGCUCCCAAAUCUACUAGAUCCUCUGCUGCAAGUGGAUAGAGUACAAUAACCAACAAAGAUGUCUGAUGGGAUAACCGUUUCUUUCUUCUAGGGGUGGGCAAACGGUUUGGUAAACCCGAACCGAAACCGAAUUGAACCGAACCGAAACCGAAAUAAUGCUAUUCGGUUCGAAACUCGGAAGGAAAAUAUAGAUAUUUCGGAAACUAGGGUUCUUUCAACCGAACCGAAAUUCCGAAAUUCCGACCGAAAACCGAAAUACUACAAUUGCAACCUCCAAAUGGUGGAUUUGUAUAUUUGUAGUUGUUUUUAUACUUAAAUAUUUGAAAUAUUUUAUGACUUAUGUGUUGAAAAGUUUGAUUUUAUCAUUGAUUAUGCAUAUAAUUGCAUAUUUAUUGUUUAUAUUAGGAGUGAAAAAUAAUUUAAAAGUGAGAAUAUACAAGUAGCCUCACAAAUUCGGUUUUGUGUUAAAAACCGAACCGAACCGAAUUAUAAUUCGGUUCGAAUUCGAUUUGAGUUUUGGAAGAAUUCGAAGACCCGUUAUUCAUAAUUUCGGUUCGGUCAAAACCAAACCGACCGAAUGCCCACCCCUACUUUCUUCACAAAGUACGCCAUCUCAUGCUUUUGUCUUCUUUUUUUGUGCGGUUCAGAAAGAGGGUAGUUAUUGUUGCUAUGUCACGAGGAGCUGGUUGAUAUGUUCAUAAACCAAAUUUCACAUGGCAAGUUCUAAAAGUGUUUGGGCUGACUGAAUAUUUUGAGUUUUUUAUAUCCGUAGGGACAUUCAGGAAGAGAGUAUGAAUACAUCUGAUAUUUUGAG
Messenger RNA from Linum trigynum, 3723 nucleotides. Lineage: Eukaryota; Viridiplantae; Streptophyta; Magnoliopsida; Malpighiales; Linaceae. The record is from the annotation of a GenBank genome assembly.